AUGCAGGUGCAAGAAUAUGGCACAGCCAAAGCAGUCUCAACGUGGCAGCGUGCCGGUGUGGAGCCAGCAGAUGUUGUGGCGGCCUGCGUGGACUAUGUCUUCCGAGACGAGGAGGAGGAAGAGCUCUACCGCCAUGUUCCGGUUCCACGUCGCCCGCGCACCCGCAAGCGCUUUCUUCGCAUGCGAAAAAGGGUCUUUCAGCAGGAAUGGUGGGGCCCAAGAGGCUCGGUACGCAUCGCAGGUUCUUCCGGUUCCUACUCUGCACUUCCGUACCGGCUGCCGUUGACCACGGAGGAGCUGCUCUCCGCGCCCGACAAGGCACUCCAAGCGGGCUCGGCCAUCGCGGAACCCGAGGCGUUGAACGCCUUGGGGAAGCAGAAGGAGAAGGAGUCCAUGGAGAAGCGCCAAAGGCGGCAGCGCAAGGACCUGGGCAUGUCAUGGGAUGGAAUGGGUACCCAGACUGAUGGUGGAGUGUGCCUGGGCCAAUGGGAUCACCCAGCACUUCCCAUUCCUGGGAUGAACAUUCGCAAAGAAAAAGGCAUGGCAGCCAAAGAACGGGACGCCGAAGAAGGAAGGCGCUGGUCUAUGCCCUCCUUCGAUUUGAGAUACAAUUCAUCUCGUGGCACGGUGCAGCUUGGCAGGGCUGAAGAGCCCGUGAAACAACGAUCGCAUGAAGCCAAAAAGAAGGGGAUCUUAGCAACUCACACGCACGAGUUCUCGGCCUCCAAGUACUUCGUGCGGAUGAUGAUGACGCAUCCCUGGCGGACCUGGGACCCGAAAGUCGCCGAGGUCUUCAUCGUGCCGACGGAUGUGGAGCCCGUCUACCUGGAGGAGGGUAGCCAGGGUCCCUGCAGCGCGCGGCAAUACCAGGUGCACCUUUGGGGAGCCAUCCAGGCGCUGUUCGAGAAGCCGCAUAUUCGAGCGAAGCAGGGAGCGGACCAUUUCUGGAUGAUGUCCCAGAACGACCCGGAACGGCUCAUCGAAAAGCACGCCCCAGAGUUGGCGGAAGAAAUUCGUGCGCUGAAUUAUCUGCACUUCAUGUCAGUGGGGGCCAUGGAACUCUUCCCUCUCCGUUCGUUGGAAGCGCAUCCCGUGCGCGAGUCGAUCUUCGUGCUGAAUGGCACCCGGAGGAACGGUGGAGCUUGGGGUUACCAGCGAG
This is a messenger RNA of Cladocopium goreaui, 1159 nucleotides long. The record is from the annotation of a GenBank genome assembly. Lineage: Eukaryota; Dinophyceae; Suessiales; Symbiodiniaceae.